AUGGUCAAAGCCCCGCCGAUACCUCCAAGGGAGGAACUUCCCAACGACACUCCGAUUUCCGUCGUAGAAUUUGUUCUUCUGACCACAAGAGUCACAGAACACAUUCGAGCGUUUCUCAAUCAAGCCGAGCAGCAAUCUUUCAAUGAGAUGGCCGCAGAAUUAUACAGGUUGUUGCAACUUGCCCACACGAAAGUCAGGUCGCUCAAAGCUUUCUCGGAUAAGCUUCGUUUGGAUAAAACAACCCUCGAAGCCAGAACUGCAAGCUUCGACGCUAGAUUCAAUGCAUUUCAAACUUCUCAUGACAAAAUAUUGCAAGAGUUGAAGCAAUUUCAAGAAACUCUUAUCGCAGCAUCGAAUGAGAAGGUAGAAUCUGCUCAGAAUAGCUUCGCUACUGCCAAGACAGCUCUCACCGAGAGUACUAAAGGCAUUACAAGCAAACUGAUUAGUAUCGCUGAAUUCAUGAGCAAAGCAUCUGAAAAGCAAAAAUUGGCUGAGAGCAGUUGUAACCAAUUGGUGGAAUAUGUCAAUGCCCUUGAGCAGAAUAAAAUUCUCCUUGAGAAUCAAUCUGCGCUGGAGCGUUGUAUCAGUAAUCUCAAAAUCUCACAUGUUGAUGAGAUAGCUGCAUAUUCUACUGAAGGUAACAUACUGGACUCGGAAAAUCAACGCUUGAGGGAACAAUGUUUUCGCUACACUGCUGAGAUAGAGACACUUCAGUCGAAAUCCGCAGGUGAUGAUGAAGAGCUUCGAAAUCUUCGGGAAGAAGCCCUGGCUUAUCGUCGUCUACAAGAAGAGUUCUUUAAGUUCAAAGAGGAAUCCUCCAAAAAGGAUGCUACCAUGAACUCUUUGAAAGCCUCCGUAGACAACUACGAUGCCGAGGUCCCUGAAUUAAAGCGAACACUUCAGACAAAUGUCGAAACAAUCGACCGCCUCAAGCAGGAUCUAGGCAACACAAAGUCUGAGUUAAAGUCGAGUACCGAGAAAGUUGGCAUGCUUGAAGCCGAGAUUUCCACUGCGAACAUCGAAUUAAAGAAACUUCGACCUGUGAACAUGGAUCUCAGCGCUUUGAGGACAAGUCAUGCCGAACUUCAAAAAACGCGUGGUCGAGAGUUGGAAGAAUGUACAGAACAUACCAGUGAGAUCGCUUCUCUCACCGAAAUCAAUUCUGCUCUCAAGACCGAGCUUUUCGAGGUCAAUUCCAAGUUACAGCAAGCUCUUCGUGUCGAUCCUUUUAACUCAAAGAAGCGGAAGAUGUCUGAAGCUAAUGAAAGUCAAAUUGUUGACGACUCUCUUACCGUUUACUCCAAGUCUACAUCUCACCAUCCAAAUCCUUCUCGUAGUAGCAAUUCCAAACCAGAAGACCCUUGGAAGACGUUGUUGACAUCACAACUUGUCGCCAUGCGGAACUUACAGCCUCUACCUCAUACUUCGGAUCAUGACAUGAAUUUUGUCAGAGGUCUGAUAUCCAGAUGUUUGGUUCAUCCCAAAUCAUUGGAAAAUCAUGACCUCUGGAAGAAGGUUGCCAAUGAGAAGAAAGAUUUGAGUUGGAAAUGUCUAUUUGAAAUCUGUAACUCUAAUCAAUUUGAUUACGAGAAGCUCUCAAUUUUGAAUGACGAAUCAACCAAGUGUACAACAUGCAAAAACCAAUCGUUGGAUUAUUGUGUACAAGUUGUACAAAACAAAGGUCGAUUUGUUCGAUUGUUGAAGCAGCACUGA
Messenger RNA from Botrytis fragariae, 1713 nucleotides. RefSeq lists its product as uncharacterized. The coding region runs from base 1 to 1713 and encodes 570 amino acids. NCBI's taxonomy places the organism in Eukaryota, Fungi, Ascomycota, Leotiomycetes, Helotiales, Sclerotiniaceae. The record is from RefSeq and is a predicted model, not a curated record. The transcript has 2 exons.